Molecule: messenger RNA, 1617 nt
Organism: Engraulis encrasicolus (European anchovy)
Lineage: Eukaryota; Metazoa; Chordata; Actinopteri; Clupeiformes; Engraulidae
Gene: acaa1
Product: acetyl-CoA acyltransferase 1
Exons: 12
Coding region: 149-1423 (424 amino acids)
Biological process (GO): phenylacetate catabolic process; fatty acid beta-oxidation
Cellular component (GO): peroxisome
Molecular function (GO): acetyl-CoA C-acyltransferase activity
Source: RefSeq, a predicted model, not a curated record
GUGUAAAGUCCGAUCGUUUGUGUUUUGAACUUGGUCUUGGUUGGUUUGACUUGGUUGAGUUUUCGCACACUAGAUGCACUGAUAGUAUCGAUACAGUCAAACAGUUAUAUAACAAAUACUGGAGCACGAUUGACUGUUGUUCAUAGACAUGGAAAGAGUAAAGGUUGUUCUGGGACAUUUGACUUCAAGUAAAGAGCGCAGCAUUCAGCCAGUGGUUGGCAUGUCACCGUGCUCUGCCACUGCUGCUCAUCCAGACGACAUAGUGGUGGUGCAUGGGUUACGGACAGCCAUCGGCAGAGCCAAGCGAGGGUCAUUCAAGGACACCACUCCAGAUGAGCUACUCAGCACGGUGAUGACAGCUGUGUUGAAGGAUGUCGGUCUAGCACCAGACAAACUCGGAGACAUCUGUGUAGGUAACGUGUUGCAGCCAGGGGCAGGUGCGCUGGUGGCCCGGAUCGCCCAGUUCCUCAGUGACAUUCCCGAAACAGUGUCGGUCUACACAGUCAACAGACAGUGCUCCUCCGGACUUCAAGCCCUCUUUAACAUAGCUGGGGGAAUCAGAAAUGGAUCCUACGAACUGGGCCUUGCCUGUGGUAUGGAGAGCAUGUCUCUGCGUUCUGUGGGUAACCCUGGAGACGUCAGCUCCAGACUGAUGGACAAGGACAUGGCCAGAGACUGCAUCAUCCCCAUGGGCAUCACCUCAGAGAAUGUGGCAGAGCGUUUUGGCGUCACCAGGGAGAAACAGGAUGCCUUCGCCUAUAGCUCCCAGCAGAAGGCAGCAGAAGCACAGAGGCGGGGUCUGUUCGAUGCAGAGAUCGCCACGGUGACCACCAAGUUUGUGGACGACAGUGGUACGGAGCGCAACAUCACCGUAACCAAGGACGACGGUGUGCGGCCCGGCACCACCCUGGAGGGGCUCGCCAAACUCCGCCCAGCCUUCAAACCUGACGGCAGCACCACCGCAGGCAAUGCCAGUCAGGUGAGUGAUGGUGCGGCGGCAGUGCUAUUGGGCCGGCGCUCCGCUGUGGAGGCCUUGGGGCUGCCCGUCUUGGGGGUGCUGCGGGCCAGCGCGGUGGUGGGGGUGCCCCCCGACGUCAUGGGCAUCGGGCCAGCAUACGCCAUACCAGCUGCUCUACAGCAGGCAGGGUUGACUGUGGAGGAUAUCGAUGUGUAUGAAAUCAAUGAGGCCUUUGCAAGUCAGGCAGUGUACUGUGUGGAGAAGUUGGGGAUCCCGGUGGGCAAGGUGAACCCUAAUGGGGGCGCCAUCGCGCUGGGUCACCCCCUGGGUUGCACGGGGGCCAGACAGGUCGUCACGCUGCUAAACGAACUGAAACGCCGGGGACGCAGGGGCUACGGUGUGGUGUCCAUGUGCAUCGGCACAGGAAUGGGAGCAGCAGCCGUCUUCGAGUAUCCAGGACCCUGAUUGGCUGUCACUUCAUGACAAGGCUGUAGUCUUUCAGGAUACAGAAACGUGAUUGGCUAUAUGAUCUAGAGCAGGCUGCAGUCUCCAAGUAUAAAGGACCCUGAUUGGUCAAAUCACCUGGACCUGGACUCCUGGAUUGGCUAUCACCAGGCUGCCUACCUCCAGACAAACGGAACUUAAUAAUCUCCACAUGC